CUGAAACAAACCAUGUCAGAUUCUGACGGUGAAGAAUCAAAACCAGCCCAAAUGGAGUCCAUGGCAGAUCUGGCAACACAAUUUGCCGAAUUUCUGAAAUUCAUGGAAAACAAAUCAGGAAGCAGAUCAGGAAACAAAUCAGAAAACUCCACAAAGCAAGAGUCAACCCAAGUAGAAUUUUUGGGGGAUAUAAAGGUGGAAACCAAACUCAAUGGGGAUAAUUAUUCCCUCUGGGCCAAUCUGAUGGAGAGAGCCAUAGGCGGAAGAGGACUGACUUCUCACAUUUCUGGAGUUUCAAAUCCUCCUCCGUCCGACGACCCCGGCUACUCAAAAUGGCAGCAACGGGAUCACUGCUGUUUUAAUUGGAUCAUCAGCAAUCUGGAAACAAGCUUGGUGAAUGAAGUAUCGCAAUACAAAACUGCUAAAGACCUAUGGGAAGGCCUGGCAAUAACAUAUGGAAGUGGAGCAGAUCCAUUUCAAGUGCAUGACCUGCACAGACAAGCAAUGGCAAUGAAGCAAGGAGAAAUGAGCCUGGAAGCCCUCUGGAACAAAUUUCAAGAUUUGUGGCUGUCUAUUGAUACCAGGGAUCCAAAUCCUAUGGAUAGUCCAAAGAGCAUUGACAAGUAUAACAAGGUAACUCAAAGACACAGACUUUAUCAAUUCAUAUGGGCCCUAGAUGAAAAAUACGACAAAAUCAGAAGAGAAAUACUCAACCAAGAUCCUUUACCAAGUGUUCGCAAAGCUUACGGAAUGGUAAGAAGAGAGGCAGUUAAUGAGAAGGUGCUCAAACCAGAACCCGAGCCUGCCGGAAUCGCCGCUGGACUUGGCGCCUUCGAUCGGAGCCGACCAUUCCCACCACCAAUAAAAUUCCCACCAAGUCGGAGACAGGAUGAAGACAAGAGCAAGCUUGUUUGCUCACACUGUGGAGGAAAGAAACACACACAUGAAACGUGCUUCCACCUCCACGGAUAUCCCGAAUGGUGGCUAGAAAUGAAGAAAGCUCGACAAAAUGGCAAAUGUGGCGGCGGAGGAGGCGGCGCCAGUGGCGGAAAUGGAAGGGCAGCAGCGGCAAUUGUGGUAGGAGGCGACAGAGCCACCUACACCGAAGGAACGGUGAGCGGCGUCAGCAACUCCACAGGCGGCGGCGGCAACUCCAUCACACCGCCGCCACAAUUCCCAAACGGCGGCGGUGCCGGUGGCGGUACAGGCGGCAACGGCGUCACAAACCCGAUUAACAUCGCCAAGGCAUCAAUCGCCACCACCAAAAACUGGACGGAAGGAUAUCAAAACGGGGACGAUAGUUGGGCGUGGCACUGAGAGGAAUGGACUGUACUACGUGGAUGAGAUAGCCCAACAAAGUACUGCAAUGUUGACUCGCGGAGUAACUGACAGACAGAUUUGGCUCUUGCAUCGCCGGUUAGGGCAUCCAUCUAUAGGAUAUCUCCGCUUACUUUUUCCUGAGUUAGUGUCUUCUUCGUAUGUGUUAAAUUGUGAGACUUGUGUGUUGGCUAAAAGCCAUAGACAUUCCUUCAAAUUAAACAACACUAGAGAAAAAACUCUGUUUUCUUUAAUUCA
Messenger RNA from Salvia hispanica, 1575 nucleotides. RefSeq lists its product as uncharacterized. The record is from RefSeq and is a predicted model, not a curated record. Lineage: Eukaryota; Viridiplantae; Streptophyta; Magnoliopsida; Lamiales; Lamiaceae.